Messenger RNA from Ilyonectria robusta, 795 nucleotides. RefSeq lists its product as uncharacterized. The coding region runs from base 20 to 598 and encodes 192 amino acids. The record is from RefSeq and is a predicted model, not a curated record. The transcript has a single exon. Lineage: Eukaryota; Fungi; Ascomycota; Sordariomycetes; Hypocreales; Nectriaceae.
AAACUGAAUUCAGUUGAACAUGGCUCAAGAUACAGAGCAUUCGAGCGGUUUAUUCUCCAGCGAGACGAGGAACGAAUUUCGCCUGUACCUACACAGCCAUCCAAACAGUCGCCGCGUGUCACAGUCCGAACGAUGCAACAUCCUAGCAUGGUUGACGAACCCCGAAGUCCGACCCUCUUCCCAGCAGGAGUUUAGUCGACGUCACUAUGUUCAGAAGACUUUUGCAUGGGAUGCGACUCGACAAACUCUUGUUGCCGUGGCAACAGACAUGAAGAAGGAUCGCGACGUUAUUACCGAGGAAGACAUCGUGGACACAGUCGAAUUUGUUCACUUGAAGAACGGACACGCUGGAUGGGAUGCUACCUGGGAAGGAAUCAGCAGUUUUUACUAUGGCAUACUUCGGGCGGAUGUUAUUUUUCUUCUCAAGCAAUGUCCCGUGUGCGCUGAGGAUCCCCGCAAGCGCCCCAAGAGUCAAGCGAAAUCAGGAUCUCACUUGAUUGAGGAAGGUCCCUCGAAUUUCUUGACCAUCGACGACCUACUCCGUGACUCGGUAUCCGAUAUAACAGAGAGGGAGGGCAUGUUUGGAGAUCAAUCUUAACUCUUCAUUGAUCGCAAGUUCUGUAUGAAUUUGGACUGAGACGAAAGUCCAAGCAGUUCAUUCUCUACAUAUUCUUCCAUGGGUUCCUCCGGGAUAUUAUAUCUUCAAAGGAAUCUCUACUCAUAAAUACUCGGCUUGAUGGCCGUAAAGCCAUUGACAAUGCAUGAAAAACAGGCUCUAUUAAGACCCAAAUCGAU